UAAUUUUCUUAAAUAGUUUUGUGGGGAUUCAUCAGUAGGAAUGAUUGAAUAAGUAGCACCAAACAAAUUUUGAUAUGUAUAUGGAUGUUUUCACGAGUGUUGGUGCAGAGAUGGGAAGAGGAAAAAUAGAGAUAAAGAGAAUUGAGAACACAACAAACCGCCAAGUGACGUUUUGCAAGAGGAGGAAAGGACUGUUGAAGAAAUCCUAUGAACUUUCAAUUCUUUGUGAAGCUGAAGUUGCCCUCAUCGUUGUCUCCAGCCGCGGCCGCCUCUCUGAGUACUCCAACAGCAAGUCAGUCAUAGAGAGGUUCAAGGAGGCGUCUUCAGAUAAGUUGAAUACAGGUUCUUCCAUAGAGAUCAAUGCUCAGUAUUAUCAGCAGGAAUCAGCAAAGCUCCGGCAACAAAUUCAGGUGUUGCAGAACUCGAACAGGCAACUAAUGGGUGAUUCUUUGAGCGCUUUAACUGUGAAGGGGCUGAAAAAACUGGAUAAUGGGCUUGCACGAGGCCUUACAAGAAUCAAGUCGGAGAAGCAUAAAAUUUUGCUAGCUGAAAUUGAGUACUUUCAGAAAAGGCAGAUUGAGCUAGAAAAUGAAAACAUGUUUCUCUGUUCUAAGAUUGCUGAAUUUGAGAGGUUUCAUCAAGCAAACAACAUAGUGACUGGACCAAAGCUAAAUGCAGUUCAUGAAUUAGCUUCUCAAAAUUUCUUCAGUCCAACUAUGAUUGAAAAUACUAAGACUGCAUACUCUCACUUCUAA
Messenger RNA from Mangifera indica (mango), 755 nucleotides. Its product is annotated as agamous-like MADS-box protein AGL11. Gene Ontology annotation, molecular function: RNA polymerase II cis-regulatory region sequence-specific DNA binding; protein dimerization activity; DNA-binding transcription factor activity, RNA polymerase II-specific. The record is from RefSeq and is a predicted model, not a curated record. The transcript has 7 exons. Bases 75 to 755 code for a protein of 226 amino acids. Gene Ontology annotation, cellular component: nucleus. Gene Ontology annotation, biological process: positive regulation of transcription by RNA polymerase II. Lineage: Eukaryota; Viridiplantae; Streptophyta; Magnoliopsida; Sapindales; Anacardiaceae.